AUGACCUCUCAGCCAAAAGACGUGAUUGAACCGCCUUGGUAUCCGGCCGCGCCGUCCCCGGAACCGUUGAAAUUACGAGUCAUCGGUUUGAUUCCACAUCUGAAGACUAAAUUCAGCACACGUAAACCGCUCGAUGCUCUGCUCUCAUCAUCAUCAUCAUCACCCAUAGGGACUUUGACAGAUAUCACACGUCAUGUGUUCUGUCGACCGGCAUCCCUACGUAGCCCGGGUGAACGUUCACUCGAUGUCUCGCCGUCGUCCGGCCCGGCAUGUCUGUCGACAAUGCAACGGGCCCCGGAUGAAUUGGAAGAAUUCUCGUUCUUUCAAAAUGGUCCUUUGCACGGUCUGCAACCCAACAUGCUAACCUACGCAGCCGGAGGUCUCGGCGCAAGGUUUGGUUGGUCUGAUCAGAUUGUCCUCGCCUUGGGAACAUUGCCCGGGCUUCCAGCCUCUAUUGUCCCAAGUAUUUACGGUCCGGUGUUCGGACCAAAGGAGAAGAGUUGGCCUUGGCGGGACUGGAGAGGACCAACAGUUCGACGCUGGAUGCUAGAGGGGUUUCGUAUUCACUUAUCCCGUAAACACCUGAGACGCAUUAAUGCCUGGCAGAUUCCAUCAACUGAACCUCAUGACAAGAGAUUUUCAAAUAGAGUGUACAACCUGAUCCUUCGUACCGUGUCAGUUCUCAUAUUUGACAUGUGA
Echinostoma caproni is the source of this 699-nucleotide messenger RNA. NCBI's taxonomy places the organism in Eukaryota, Metazoa, Platyhelminthes, Trematoda, Plagiorchiida, Echinostomatidae. The record is from the annotation of a GenBank genome assembly.